AAUAAAAAAUAAAAUAAACCCUGCGACGGGUCUAUAAAUGCACUGUAUCUCCUUUUCUACUUUGUCUUAAAAUUCUUAGUUUUCAAAGAAACAUUUCUUGAGUUGAGAGAGCCAAAAUGAAGAGGUUUUUGGUAGCUUUUAUGUUGCUCUUUGCUCUGCUUUUGACAUCCUCCUUUCUUCAACCUGCAACCGCCAAAUCAGUGUACUGCGCGCAGAAAUGCGAGGCUCGGUGCUCCAAGGCAGGACUGAAGGAUCGGUGCGUGAAAUACUGUGAGUUAUGCUGUGCAAAGUGCAAAUGCGUUCCAAAUGGGACUUAUGGAAAUAAGCAUCAAUGCCCUUGUUAUAGGGACAUGAAGAACUCUAAGGGAAAGCCCAAAUGUCCUUAGAAAUAACAAUACUCCUACUUACCACAUUUCUCAUCCUGCUUUGCUUUCUGCAUCCAAAACUUUCAAAAUUUUCAGAGAAUAAGAGCUCCUCUAGGACUUAUUAAUGUUUGUAUGCAAUGUAAGUGUGCUUAUUACCUAUGAGAAAAUUGAGAUGAAUUCUGGACUUCAAUUACUCCCAUUUCUUUUUA
Messenger RNA from Solanum pennellii, 574 nucleotides. Its product is annotated as peamaclein. Lineage: Eukaryota; Viridiplantae; Streptophyta; Magnoliopsida; Solanales; Solanaceae. The record is from RefSeq and is a predicted model, not a curated record. The transcript is spliced from 2 exons. Bases 117 to 386 code for a protein of 89 amino acids.